Colletotrichum destructivum is the source of this 1344-nucleotide messenger RNA. RefSeq names its product Putative NADH:flavin oxidoreductase/NADH oxidase, aldolase-type TIM barrel, oxidoreductase Oye. Bases 61 to 1236 code for a protein of 391 amino acids. NCBI's taxonomy places the organism in Eukaryota, Fungi, Ascomycota, Sordariomycetes, Glomerellales, Glomerellaceae. Gene Ontology annotation, molecular function: NADPH dehydrogenase activity; FMN binding. The record is from RefSeq and is a predicted model, not a curated record. The transcript has a single exon.
CACGUCUUCACAUAUCCCCGUACUCAAUCACAAAAUAGUCUCACUCUCUACACACUCACAAUGGCCGCCGAGAAUACCAAGCUCUUCCAGCCUCUCAAGGUUGGCAAGAUGGACCUCGCCCACCGCGUCGCCAUGGCCCCCCUCACCCGCUACCGCGCCGACGACGAUAGUGUGCCCCUGCCCAUCGUCCCUCAGUACUAUGCCGACCGCGCCUCGGCUCCGGGCACACUCAUCAUCACCGAGGCCACCGCCGUCUCCCCCGCCGACGUCGGUGACCUCGACCUGCCUGACUUCUCCACCCCGGCUCAGAUAGCCGCCUGGAAGAACGUCUUCGACGCCAUUCACGCUAAGGGCAGCUAUGUUUUCCAGCAGCUCUGGUCCCUGGGCCGUGCCGCCGACCCCUCCUUCGUCAAGGGCCGCGGCUACAAGUACUGUUCCUCUUCCGAUAUUCAGAUGACCGGCCGCCCCUGCCCCCCCGAGGCCCUCACCGAGGAGGAGAUCUGGGAGAAGAUCAACAGCUGGCGCGUCGCCGCCCGCAACGUCGUCGCCGCUGGGGGUGACGGCAUCGAGAUCCACGGCGCUCACGGCUACCUUGUCGAUCAGUUUACUCGCGACUCGGUCAACAAGCGUACUGACAAGUGGGGUGGCUCUGUCGAGAACCGCGCCCGUUUCCUGCUCGAGAUCAUCAAGGCAGUAGUUGACGAGAUUGGGGCCGAGCGCGUCGCCCUGCGCCUGAGCCCCUUCGCCACCUUCCAAGAGUCGUACUCCUCUGACACAUGGGAGCAGACAAGCUACAUCAUCCGCGAGAUUAAGAAGGCCGGCUACAAGCUUGCCUACCUGUCCCUCGUCGAGGCCGUCGGCAACCCCGUCAACCUGGGCAUCGUGCCCCGCCAGCCCACCGACGACGUCCAGCCCUUCGACGAGGCCCGCCCCCAGACCCUUGACUUCAUCCUCGAGGAGUGGGACAAUCAGUCCCCCGUCAUUGUCGCCGGUGGUUACCUCGGCGAUAGCGCCCGCUGGGCUGUCGACGAGCGCUAUGCCAAGUGGGACGUCGCAGUCGCCUUCGGCCGAUACUUCAUCUCCAACCCGGACCUCGUCUUCCGCGUUAAGAACCGCAUCCCCUUUGCCCCCUACGACCGCACCACCUUCUACAAGAAGAAGAGCAACGACGGCUACAACACCUACGAGUUCAGCAACGAGUACGUUAAGGCCCACGGUUCCAACGGCUCUGCUUAGAUAGAACGGCGAGAAAGAACGUUGAUAGGGGCGAUGGAAAUGGGGGGGGAGGCAUGAGACGUUUUGGCAUAGCAAUGGAGUUUGGGUACAUCACGAACAGAUCUACGA